AUGGAGAAAGCCCUUACGAAAGUUGGGAGCCUAAAAGCUAGUACAUUUUGGGUUUCCAAAAAAGCCAAAGAAGAAAUCUCUAAUAUCAGCCAAGAUCUUUCUACGUUGUCAAGCACUGUUGAAGAGAAGGCAAAAUGGAUCUUCAACAAGCUCAAAGGGAAACCAUUGAAGCCAUUAGCCGAUCUCCUAAGAGAAUACAAUCUGCCUCCCGGCCUCUUUCCUCAGAACAUAAUUUGUUACGAGUUUGAUGAGUUGAAGGCCAAGCUCAUCGUCUACAUGCCCUAUCCGAGUGAGAUCUGCUUCAAGGAUUCAUCCAUUGUAAGGUAUUCAACUCGUGUCAAAGGGACAUUAUCGAGGGGGAAGCUCUCGGGAAUAGAAGGAAUGAAAACUAAGGUUUUGGUUUGGGUCAAAGUUACCAGUGUCAAUGUUGAAAGCUACAAGUCGGAUAAAGUGUGGUUUAUGGCCGGCGUAAAGAAGUCGAGGGCCAAAGAUGCUUACGAAAUGCCACGAGAUGCCAUCAGAGUAGAAGAAUUUUGA
Messenger RNA from Fraxinus pennsylvanica, 537 nucleotides. Lineage: Eukaryota; Viridiplantae; Streptophyta; Magnoliopsida; Lamiales; Oleaceae. The record is from the annotation of a GenBank genome assembly.